Aspergillus fijiensis CBS 313.89 is the source of this 906-nucleotide messenger RNA. Its product is annotated as sterol desaturase family protein. Bases 1 to 906 code for a protein of 301 amino acids. Gene Ontology annotation, molecular function: iron ion binding; oxidoreductase activity. The transcript is spliced from 3 exons. NCBI's taxonomy places the organism in Eukaryota, Fungi, Ascomycota, Eurotiomycetes, Eurotiales, Aspergillaceae. The record is from RefSeq and is a predicted model, not a curated record. Gene Ontology annotation, biological process: lipid biosynthetic process.
AUGGACGUCCUGCUUGAUAUCCUCGACACUUUCGUCUUCGACCGGGUCUAUGCCUCAGUGCUUCCGAGCUAUGAGAUGUAUCCGGGCAAUGCGACCAUGGAGACUCAAUUCCUCUACAACCAGCACAUUGGCCUUUACUAUCCACUGCAAGCGUCCCAGUAUGCCAAUGCGAGCCGGUGGAAGCGUGACCAUCUCCCGAGACAGGCCCUGUCAUUAUUCUUCACCAUGUGGAUAUUCGGUGUUCUCAUGUACCUCAUUGGCAGCACGAUCCUGUACCACACUGUUUUCGACAAGUCUCUGAUGAAGCAUCCACGAAUCCUGCACCAGCAGAUCCGACAGGAGAUCAAGCAAGGACUAUUUGCCAUGCCUGUUAUGUCCAUCCUCACUGUUCCAUUCUUCCUGCUGGAAAUCCGUGGAUGGUCCAAGCUAUAUGACUUCGCGAGCCAGGAGCCCUUCCCUGGAUAUUCGUAUCUUCAAUACCCGCUUUUCAUCUUCUUCACGGACACGGGAAUCUACUGGAUCCACAGAUGGGAGCAUCAUCCCUCCGUCUAUCGUUUCUUGCACAAAAAGCACCACAAGUGGGUCGUGCCGACACCGUACGCCAGCUAUGCGUUCAACCCUUUCGAUGGCUGGGCCCAGAGUCUGCCCUACCACAUCUUCCCAAUGCUGUUCCCUCUGCAGAAGUGCGCUUACCUGGGACUGUUUGUAUUCGUAACUAUGUGGACCCUCGCAAUCCACGAUGCCGAAUGCCUCUCGCGUUCUGCAGUGAUCAACGGACCCGAGUGUCAUACGCUGCAUCAUCUGUACUUCAAUUAUAAUUAUGGGCAAUUCACCACGUUCUGGGACCGCUUGGGUGGCACAUAUCGCAAAGCCAAGGGCGACGAAUUGAAGCAUAAGAACGAGUAA